Molecule: messenger RNA, 2856 nt
Organism: Patiria miniata (bat star)
Lineage: Eukaryota; Metazoa; Echinodermata; Asteroidea; Valvatida; Asterinidae
Product: protein NLRC5-like
Exons: 3
Coding region: 10-2856 (948 amino acids)
Source: RefSeq, a predicted model, not a curated record
CCUACCACGAUGCAACAAUCUGAAGCAGCAUGCCAACGGACUGAUGUCCCUACCACGAUGCAACAAUCUGAAGAAGCCUGCCAAUUGCAACGGACUGAUGCUACCACAACGCAACAGGAGUAUGUACCCAACCCCUCAGCUGCAACAGAUUCCCCACAACGAACUGGAACCAUCGGAAACAUCGGCACAGUCAGCGGUUACAGCCCUAUCAUUGUUGGUUCAAACGCGGUUAAUAUCACUUACAGCUUCCCGUUGGAAGGACCAGGAGUGCCUGCACCUAGACCUCAGCAUAGUCAGAGACCAGACCAAGAACCAAGGUUGACGGAUCCCUGCCAAGAAGCUGGUAACAAGACUAGGGACAUUUUGAAAGGAGUUUAUACAACAACAGGCAGCUACGUGCAGUUGUUGCCUGGGGUUGAUAAUGACCAAAUGCACAUAGCUGGUAUAUACACUAAAGUACAGUUAGAAACGCUGGAAGGGGUAGCAGUUGUAACUGGCCAGAAAGGAGAAUCUGUAAACUCAACAGAGUAUGCAAAAAUAUUCAGAUUAAGGACAAAAACUGGGGAACUCAUCGAACGCCUCAUUUUCUUUGGUAUGGGAGGAGUCGGGAAGUCAACCAUUUUUGAUAAGAUUGCAUUUGAUUGGACUGAGGGGGAAAACGAAUUCCUUAAAAGAUUCAAGCUUGUCUUUCUUUUAAAGAUGUGUGCUCUGUUCCAGGAAUCCGAUCUUGUUGAUUCCAUUUUAGAUCAACUUAUAGACGAAGAUUCGGGAAUAGCAAAAGAUCAGCUUGAUAAAUUCAUCCGAGCCAACCAAAAUGAGGUCUUGGUUCUUUUGGAUGGGUUUGAUGAAAUGGAGACCAAAACACUCGAUGCAGACUCAUUCGGUUCUAUCCUAAAAGCACUCAAUAGAAGAAAAUACCGUCAAUGUUGCAUCUGUGUAUCAACGCGCCCCUCUCGUCUUGAGACACUGAUGUCAACAUCACUUGUCCAAAAUCCUUGCACACACGUGGAGGUUCUGGGGUUUACCGACGACGAUGUUAAGGAAUACGUUCGGAAAUUCUAUGAAAAAACGGAUCUUGAUAUUGGCAAAGCACUAAUCCAAACCAUCGGAAAGUCAAACACGCUGCGUGAUUUUGCUACAAAUCCGAUGUUGCUACUUCUUAUGUGCUUAUUGUGGAGGGAGAGUCAACAACUCCCAGAAACAACUUCACGCCUCUUCGCUAAGGCAGUUAAUUACAUGUUCACAAGAAAAGGCGAAGUCAAGAAGAGAGUUCCGGAUCCAAACGUAUCAAAAACAUUGAAUGCAAUUGGACAAACUGCGCUUCGUGGACUCAUGGAUGCCAACCAGAAAUUCUCAUUUCAAAAAGACGAGUUUGAACCAAAGUCACUGGACUUAGCACUAAAAGCGGGCAUCCUAACACAGCAGAGAGUUAUCAAAAAUCUUGAAUCCCACAACAAUAUACAGUUCAUGCACAGGACCAUGCAGGAAUACUGUGCUGCGAGAUACUUACUGAGUACACGUAUGUCGAACCAGGGACUUUUAAAGCGUAUGUUGUGCAAAGUUGUACCAUCUCAAAAAUUUGAAAACACUUUAGGGCAACUUUGUCAGACAAUUGACGGCGUCGUUUCAAAUGAGUUUCUCGUUCGUUUUUGUUGUGGUGACAAUGAGAAGUGCAUGACGGACAUCGUAAACUUGCUUGACCGUAAGUUCAAUAAAGAUGAGUCCAGGUACCAAUCAGAUAUAGUGCAGGCGAUAUGUCGAAACUGCUUCUUUGAAAGCCAAUCAGCAAGGGCCCCACGGUGUCUCACCAGCGACUCGCAUAUCCCAUCAAAUAUCACUGUGGGUAACAGUAAUGAAUUUCGCAGUCUCACAUACCUUCUUGAAGUCAUCUGUAGGUCAGACAGCCGCACAGAACAACUGGCACGCGUUGAGACUAUUCAGGUUUUUCGCGUGACUCGAUAUCCGGUCAGUGAUUUAGCUGUCGCCCUGGGUUACAUGGAAAACCUCAAGGAUUUGAGGCUUAAGCAAUGUCAUUUAGCGAAGGGCGAUCUUGAGAAAACCACGUCGUCGGUAUGCAGCCAAAGCUUGACCCGUCUUGACAUAGAGGAUGACAAUACACUGGGAGGUAGAGCUGUAGAGUGGGCCCCUCAUAUCAAACACUUGGCAAGCCUAGAAAAACUUCAAAUAAAAAGCUGCGAACUACAGGGAACAGAUAUUAAACACAUAGCUUUGGCUGUAGGUGACAUGCCAAAUCUGACUGACUUGAUCCUUGAUGAAAACCAGACAUUGAGCGGAUCGGCUGACUCGUGGAACAAAGAAAUGCCGACUCCAAUAACGCAGCACUUAAAAAGGCUGAACCUCAGCAAAUGCAAUUUGACGUGGAAAGACUUUGAAUACAUUGCCUCGGCUGUAGGUGACAUGUCCAACCUGACUGACUUGAUCCUGUAUGGCAACCGCCGAUUGGGCGGAUCGGCUGGGUCUGCCAAGCAAUUGCCGAAAAUGACGCACUUAAGGAGGCUGGACCUGGGCGGCUCCAAUUUGGAAACGACAGACAUUGAACACAUUGCCUCGGCUGUAGGUGACAUGCCCGAACUAACUGACUUGGGUCUUACUUUCAACGGGACAUUGGCCUCCUCGGCUUUGUUGUGGGCCAAGGAACUGCCAAAAAUGAAACACUUAAAUAGGCUGGACCUGACCUAUUGCCAUUUGAAUGAGACGGACAUGAAACACAUUGCCGCGGCUGUACGUGACAUGCGCGGACUGACAGACUUGAACCUUAACGGCAACUGGGUAUUUUUUGAUUUGGAUGGGUUAUUGUCCAACUUUCCGUCGCUCCGGGGUCACGUGAAAACUUAA